Molecule: messenger RNA, 1635 nt
Organism: Solanum pennellii
Lineage: Eukaryota; Viridiplantae; Streptophyta; Magnoliopsida; Solanales; Solanaceae
Product: (S)-2-hydroxy-acid oxidase GLO1-like
Exons: 12
Coding region: 187-1302 (371 amino acids)
Cellular component (GO): peroxisome
Molecular function (GO): FMN binding; oxidoreductase activity
Source: RefSeq, a predicted model, not a curated record
AUUAUAUUCCCUCAAUUAUUGUUUCACUCUUCUUCAUUGCUUGGGAGUACUCAAAAGGUCUUCUCUUAACUUCCUAUAAAAACACUUGCUUUCUUUUUUCUUCUUAUCAAGAAUCUUGGAUUCCUUUUUACUUAUUUUUCUAGUCGACUUAAACGACGUUUCUAAAUAUCGUAAAACAAGUACAAUAUGGGGGAAGUUACCAAUGUGAUGGAGUUUGAAGCAAUUGCAAAGCAAAAGUUGCCAAAAAUGGUGUAUGACUACUAUGCAUCUGGAGCAGAGGAUCAAUGGACUUUGGCUGAGAACAGAAAUGCCUUUUCAAGAAUUUUGUUUAGGCCUCGUAUUCUUAUUGAUGUAAGCAAGAUUGACUUAAGCACAAGCGUGCUCGGUUUCAAUAUCUCAAUGCCUAUCAUGAUUGCACCAACAGCUAUGCAGAAAAUGGCUCAUCCUGAUGGUGAGUAUGCUAUAGCAAGAGCAGCAUCGGCAGCAGGAACAAUUAUGACACUGUCGUCUUGGGGAACUUCAAGUGUCGAGGAGGUUAAUUCAACGGGACCUGGCACCCGUUUUUUCCAGCUCUAUGUCUAUAAGGACAGAAAUGUAACAAUUCAGUUGGUGCGAAGAGCUGAAAGAGCAGGUUUUAAGGCUAUAGCUCUUACAGUUGAUACCCCGAGAUUGGGACGCAGAGAAGCUGAUAUUAAGAACAGAUUUAAUUUGCCACCACAUUUGUCACUGAAGAACUUUGAAGGACUGGACAUUGGCAAGCUGAACAAAGCUGAGGACUCUGGAUUGGCUUCAUAUGUCGCUGGUCAAGUUGAUCGAUCAUUGAGUUGGAAGGAUGUUCAAUGGCUACAGUCAAUUACUUCACUGCCAAUCCUGGUAAAGGGUGUACUUACAGCUGAAGAUGCUAAGAUUGCAGUUCAGUCUGGAGCAGCUGGUAUCAUUGUGUCGAACCACGGUGCUCGACAACUUGACUAUGUCCCUGCCACAAUUAUGGCUCUUGAAGAGGUUGUGAAAGCUGUACAAGGCCGUAUCCCCGUGUUCCUGGAUGGAGGCGUUCGUCGUGGAACAGAUGUCUUUAAAGCGCUGGCGCUUGGUGCAUCAGGCGUGUUUAUUGGGCGACCAAUCAUUUGGUCAUUGGCUGCUGAUGGAGAAGCUGGUGUCAAGAAAGCACUGCAGAUGAUACGCGAUGAGUUUGAGCUAACGAUGGCAUUGAGUGGCUGUCGUUCACUGAAGGAGAUUACGCGUAACCAUGUCAUGACUGAUUGGGAGACUCCACGGGCUUCUCUUCCCGUGCCACGGUUAUAAACAUCAGAGAAGACCUUUGGUGUUAAAUUGUUUCACCAAGGCAAAAUGUUCAGUUUCCAUUCAUGUUCCGAGUGCCCCUUGUGAUCUAGCCCUUCUCCAGACUCUGCGCGUAGUGAAAGCUUAGUGCAUCGAGUUUACCUUUUGAAUAACUUAUCUUUCAUUGGAACAUUUAUUUUUGUGUGAUGAGUUUGCAUUAUGUAUAUUUCUGAUAAAUGGCUAGUGAUGCCUCCAUUGGGUAUUCUCUAAUCAUUAUUUUCGUAAUAAGAAUGUCUGUUUUUGUGGGAUAUAUUGAUUAGAGUUUGAGUAAUAUAUAUUAUCGAUCGGUGUAAGUAA